GGUUCUGUUCUCCUCGCAAAUAGGAAAACAAAUAAUAAAAGAAAAAUAAAAAAAAAUAACAAGUCAAAAUGUGGCCCAUCGUUUUAGCCAUCUUAAGAAGAAACGCCGUUUACAUAACCCUGCCCAUAGCUGGAGUGAUUGGGUUUAUUGGCUAUAACCUGGAAAGUCUGAUUUCCGACAAAUAUACACCAUAUAGCCCUUCAAUUCAGGACCUUCGUGCCCAACGUCAGGCGCAGAGUCUCAGCGAGAGCACAAAUAAUGUGGAGAAAUUAAGCGUCCUGGAACGAAAUCUAUCCCCAUCGCUUCAGCCCAAGGCCAAAGUUUAAAGUUUUCCAUGCACGUUGUUAUUAUCAAAAUUCUAGAUCAUGAUAAAAUAAAUUAUUGACAAUACAAAAAAA
This is a messenger RNA of Drosophila willistoni, 398 nucleotides long. RefSeq names its product small integral membrane protein 12-A. The record is from RefSeq and is a predicted model, not a curated record. The transcript is spliced from 2 exons. The coding region runs from base 69 to 326 and encodes 85 amino acids. NCBI's taxonomy places the organism in Eukaryota, Metazoa, Arthropoda, Insecta, Diptera, Drosophilidae.